Messenger RNA from Penicillium canariense, 1773 nucleotides. Its product is annotated as cation:proton antiporter. Gene Ontology annotation, biological process: proton transmembrane transport. Gene Ontology annotation, cellular component: membrane. The record is from RefSeq and is a predicted model, not a curated record. Gene Ontology annotation, molecular function: antiporter activity. Bases 1 to 1773 code for a protein of 590 amino acids. The transcript is spliced from 3 exons. Lineage: Eukaryota; Fungi; Ascomycota; Eurotiomycetes; Eurotiales; Aspergillaceae.
AUGACAUCCCAACCGGCACUGCCCUAUGAAGAGCCGGGAAUCCGGACAGUCCUCAUCCAGUCGGGACUCCUCCUGGUCCUGAACUUUGCAAAUUGGUUCUUGGACAAACUGGUGUAUUGUGGCUUGAUCGGGCAAAUUUUCAUCGGAGUUACUUGGGGUAUGCCCGGUGCACAGUGGCUGACACACGAAGCCCAAGAGAUGAUGCAACAACUAGGCUACCUUGGCCUUCUACUUCUCGUAUAUGAAGGUGGACUUUCAACUUCGUUCACGGAACUCAAGGCUCAUUUUACCCUCUCGGCAAUCGCAGCAUUUACGGGGGUUGCAACUCCAAUGGGUCUAUCAUUUAUACUAAUGCCUCUUGUUGAUGCAACCCCCCUCCAGGCCUUCGGUGCUGGAGCAGCUUUGUGUUCAACAAGCAUUGGCACCACAUUCACCAUCCUCUCCACAACCGGUUUAGCCAAGUCUAGACUGGGAACUGUGCUCAGUGGCGCUGCAAUGAUGGAUGAUGUCGCAGGCCUUGUCAUGGUUCAGACCAUAUCGAACCUUGGCAAUUCCAGUACGGAGUCAUUCAGUGCUGUGACUAUUGUUCGCCCUGUUUGCGCGGCCAUCGGCUGUGCUCUUGGUAUUCUUCUCGUCUGCAGCCUCGCUGUUGCACCGGCCGCGCGAAAACUGUAUGCAACUAAAAUAAAUCUACUGCCCAAAGCCAGAGAAAUUCCGGCGGCUUUUGUUCUGCACAUGGCUAUCUUGGUCGGCUUUGUGGCUGGGGCGUCUUACGCUGGAACCUCAGGUCUCUUUGCAGCUUACCUUGCCGGUGCUUGUAUUUCCUGGUUUGAUGAUCUUAUGAUGUCCAUACAAAAGAGCAUCCAGCAUAGGAGAAAUACGACUUCCGCGACUAGUGAUGCUUCCCUAGCUUGUCUUGAGAUGGCGCGUCGAGCCUCAGCUAGCAAUGCUAAAUCCCAACCAAAUACGGAAGGAAGUAGUCCAUCAAGCAUGGAUUCAUCUGCGAGCGCUAUGAACCAGGAUAACACCAGGAUUAUUCCCGGUCAGCAGACCUUUGAUCUGUAUUGCAAGCAGCCACUUCAUUAUAUUUUGUGUCCCUUUUUCUUUGCAUCGGUCGGGUUUGCAAUUCCCGUGACACAAAUGUUUCAAGGAGAAGUCGUCUGGCGAGGCAUAGUGUACACAUUAUUGAUGGCGCUCGGCAAAAUCGUCACUGGUAUAUGGAUUCUACCAAUCACAAUCAGCCCACUAGCUGGUCUUAUAAGACUUCGACGGGCGGUGGCGCUCCCAAUAAGCUGGUGCAUGUCACGCCGCAAGCAAGACACUGAGCGACACCUUUCCAGCCCCAACAAGAAAGCCAAAAAAGCCGCACGUCCACCAAGAUCUCCUGCAGAUACCUCAACUUCCCAGCAAUCGUCUCCAAACGAAGUCCGCUCUUCGACUUUGUCAGAACGCUCUACGUCGUUGGAGAAAACACGCUCUCUGUAUCCGGCCUCUAUAUUUGGUCUGGCAAUGAUUGCACGAGGCGAGAUAGGAUAUCUCAUAGCAUCAGUGGCGGAAACUGGUGGGAUUUUUGCCGUGUCAGGCCCGGGUGGUGACAAGGGCACCGACAACGAAACCUCGCAAAUCUACUUAGUAGUAGUGUGGGCGAUUACCCUGUGCACUACUAUUGGUCCAAUCUGCGUUGGAACAUUGGUAAAGCGAGUCAAAUCUCUACAAGCUCAGAGGAGCCAGUCAGGUAGCCCUGACCCGCUAGGUGUAUGGGGUGUCUCCUAG